Messenger RNA from Cajanus cajan (pigeon pea), 2958 nucleotides. NCBI's taxonomy places the organism in Eukaryota, Viridiplantae, Streptophyta, Magnoliopsida, Fabales, Fabaceae. The record is from RefSeq and is a predicted model, not a curated record.
CCCACACCGAGGCCGCCGCCGGUGCCCGCGCCGCCGACUUCGAGCCCGGCGAGCUCCACCGCGAUCCUCCCCCUCCGUAUUCCCGCUCCGACCGGUAUCCCGAUGAGCCUGCUUUGAUGUUGCCUGCAAGAUCUUGGGCCUUGAGGAAGGCAUGUUACCAUGAACUCAGCUUUGGAUCAUGUUCUGGGAUUUUUUUUUAUUUAAAAGGGUUAAUAAAUGAGUUGGAUGAUGGAAAUAGUUUUGUGGGGGCUUUUGCAGCGCAGAAUCUGUUGCAUGGAUUCUCAUUUUGCAGAGUCACGGUCAUAUGUUUGGUUUGGGAUAUUUGUGAAAGUUAAUACAAUGUCAAGUUUAAUGCAAUUUGAAGUUAUUGUCAUAAAUGCUACAGUGUGGGGAAUGUGCUAGAACAUCUAUACGGUUACAGGAUUUGUCGGGGACAGACACUGACCGUUACAAUUUGUUUUCGGUGAAUAACAUGUGGUUAUAACCAAUGCCUGGCUGGUAUUUCUAGCUUCUGCCGCAAGAUUUGUUUGUGGGUGGGUGAAUUUCUAAUUAACCACUUUUGCGGAAGCUGACCUGACAUUUUGGAAAGAUAAUGCUUUACUGAUGAUAACUUCAUAGAGUUGUUGGUUAUAUUUGGUUAUUUUGAUAUUGAACUCCUGGUUAUUUCAAUUCCAGAUACUGGGUAACUUUUGGAACAUAGUCCUUGUGAUGAUUUUUUUGGCUGGUGGUUGUCAUUUUAGUUUCUAUGGUUUUUCUUCUUUGGUUGGUUGAUUAGGGAUGAUUCUGAUGGUUCUUUAUUUACAACAUGGAAGGCUGUUUUCCAGAGUAGUAAUCCCACAAGUGAAAUUUAGGAACUUCUGUUAUCAAAUUGUUGCAUAGCUUCUCUCCUGAAUCCAUAAUGUUUUUCAUGUUGAUGCAUUUGACUGGGACACCGAUAUGGCACAGAAAGGGGAUGCGUAUCUUCUUAACAUGGAGGAAUGCCCUUCAUGUCUGAUUUCUUUCUCCUGUUGUCUCAAAGUUACUCGGGGGCAUAGUAUAUCCCAAAAAAAGGUGAAUUGGUUGUUGACAUUGUUGUACAUGGCUUCAAAGGGGUUUAUCUGCCUGGGCCAUUCCUUUGUAUGGUUUCUGCAAAUUGGUGAACUAUAUUGCUCGAAUCUACCUUUGGCUGUCAUAGCAUACUAUCAGAGGUAGUUCCAAAAUGAGUCCCACAAGUUGAAGUUUGGGAUUUUUUGUGGGUCGGUGGUGUUUGUUGGUGGUUAGUUCCUUGUGGCAUAUACAUUUUGAUCUUGUGCUCCCGGAUCUGAUUGCUUUCAGAAGGGUGAAAUGACAUUGGUCUAUUCUUUGUCAUGUUGGAUUAGUUUUUAGUAGGGGUAGUGAAUGCUCAUAACCGGGUUUUGAACUUGGUUCCUAUUUUAUACUCAAGUUCCUAGGUUGCCGUUGCUCUUAAAAAUGAAUUUGGAUUUGAUAUUUCAGAUUGUUAGGUUAAAUGAUUUGUAGUUUUAACUAUAUUGUGGUAGCAUUCAGAGAUGGAAAGAAUUGGUAUCAAGGAUAUAAAGGAGGCAACUUAUUAGUGGAAAACCUUGCUCAUAGAACUUGUUUACUUUAUGGUAAUAUGGAUCAGGUGUUUGGCAAGUGACAUGAAGGUGUUGUCAUGUAAACUGCUUGCGCUCUGCACACUUUUUAAUUUUUGUAAUCAUAAGGAGGAAAAGCCCUGUGUGGUGGUAACCUUCCCUUUGGAAUGUCAAUCUGAUUAUAUGACAGUUGCAUGAUCACAAUAUUAUUGGAUUCUACUGUAGAUUGCAAUGCUGAAUUUUCCCUCGCUUCCUGUAAGUCACUUAUUUUCAAACUUCAUUGUCUUUGUUUUCCCAGGAUAUAGAAUUCGUGCAGGUUCUUCAUCUCCAAUUCACCGUAGAGAUGCAGAUCACCGUUUUAAUUCUGAUUAUAAUCACUUGUCAAGAAGCCGGGGAUAUGGUGGUGGGAGAGAUCCUGGAAGAUAUCGAGACCCUUCACCCCCAUAUGGUCGAGGUAGAGUAGGUGGCAGGCCAAUGGGUAGAGCUUUUGAUGGGCCUGGCUUUGUUUCUGGACUUGCUAGAGGGGAAGGUAACGGUAGAAAUAACCCCAAUGUGCGUCCUAGGGAGGGAGAUUGGUUUUGUCCUGAUCCCUUGUGUGGUAAUCUUAACUUUGCAAGGCGGGACCAUUGUAACAGCUGUAAUAGGUCUCGCAAUGCACCUGCACAUGCACCUGCUAGAAGUCCUCGGAGGGCUUAUCCCGCUCCUCCACCGCUCCAUGCUCCUCCUAGACGCUAUCUUGGACCUCCGAUUGACCGCUCUCCUGAAAGGCCAUUAAAUGGCUAUAGAUCUCCUCCUCGUGGGUUGGCAAGGGAUGGCCCUAGAGAGUAUGGGUCUGCUGCUCUCCCACCCCUCAGACACGAAGGCAGGUUUCCGGAUCCCCAUGUGCGUAGAGAGCGAAUCGAUUACAUAGAAGAUGCUUACAGGGGGAGAAACAAGUUUGACAGGCCACCCCCACUGGACUGGGAUAGUAGAGACCGUGGAAGAGAUGGUUUCUCUGAUGAAAGGAAAGGAUUUGAGAGGAGACCACUGUCACCCCCUGCACCUCUUUUGCCAUCCCUUCCCCACCAUCGCGGUGGCCGGUGGGCUCGUGAUGUGAGAGAAAGAAGCCGCUCUCCAAUAAGAGGUGGCCCACCACCAAAAGACUAUCGCCGGGAUACGUUCAUGAACCGUGCAAGAGAUGAUAGGCGUGGCAUGGGACGAGACAGAAUUGGGGGAAUGUAUUAGCUGUGGCCUGUGGCUGUUUCAUGUACUUCAUUAUGUAAUAUUAGCUUCCAUUAGAUAUUGAGAGAUUAGUUCCUGAAUCUUCACAAUAUGUCAAUGCAUUGGAAAACUUUUUGACUCUGCUGUAUUCGGUGGUUUAUCGGUUUUGUUUUCUUUUUCUUCUCAA